Messenger RNA from Xyrauchen texanus (razorback sucker), 2660 nucleotides. Its product is annotated as UDP-glucuronosyltransferase 2A1-like. NCBI's taxonomy places the organism in Eukaryota, Metazoa, Chordata, Actinopteri, Cypriniformes, Catostomidae. The record is from RefSeq and is a predicted model, not a curated record. The coding region runs from base 926 to 2509 and encodes 527 amino acids. The transcript has 7 exons. Gene Ontology annotation, molecular function: UDP-glycosyltransferase activity.
GAAAGUGUUUUUUUUUUAUUUAUUUUUUUAAGAAAGUGGUUUCUGUAGGACAAUAAUGGGCGUUUCUCAAUCUGUGGGUGUUUUCAAAUCGGGAUGGGCAAAAACUAUCCAAAGAAAUUUUACUAAGACAAAGGACAUCAAGAAUGGUUACAGGAUAUGGGACAUUUACUGCCUCAAUUUAACUUGGCUGGGAGGCUCCUACUGUAAGAGAGUGAAGUCUUAAACAAAAUAUGAGUGUUGCUCUGCCAAAACAAAUAAACUCUGAAUGACGGCUGAAGCUCUUUUAUAUGCUAUACCAGUGGAUAUGCAUAACUAAAUACACCUGCAAAACCUUUGAUUGAUUUAUGCAUGGUAUCUAACAAAUAAUACAUUUUCAAUUAAGCAAACCUUAAAGGGCAAGCCAUUAGCUUUGCAUUAAUUAACUUAAAGCUCUUUCAUAUAAUAAAUGAAUAUGACUAAAAUACAGUAAUGAACUAAAUGAACUUAGAAAACCAUUCACUGCCAUCUAAGAGUAUCUUUUAGCUAUCUUUCAUGUGAACGAGCUACUUCCAACUUUAUAACUCAGCAAGUAUCAUUGAGAAAUCCGAGUUUCCUGACGCAUGACUUUGCUUGGUCAUUCAUGUGCACAUAACUUGUUUACUCGUAUUUACAAUAUUUCAGACUGCACUUGAAAGUGCUUGUUAUCUCCUUACAGAAGACAUUCUCUUUCUUUGGGCACAGAAUAAUUGACAAGCGACACCGAUUCCUACGUUUCAGUCAUGCACGAGUCUUGUGUUCUACCUCUCUCUUUGUAACUUUUACCUGAACCGCCCAUUAUCACCUCGAAUUUGCGCUUGUUAAAGUUCAUGUUCUAUGUUAAUCAUUUAUACCUGAUAGCAUAUGUUUGAGGGAGACCGUGUGAUCAUAUGCUUUUUCACUGGCAAUCAUGAGAGUCGUAGUUUGUCUGCUAUCUUUUCUAACUGUGCUCGGCAGCACAGAAUGUGGGAAUAUUUUAGUCUGGCCUACUGAUGGGAGUCAUUGGAUAAAUCUGAAAAUAGUGUUGGAAACAUUGAUGGACAGAGGACAAGGUGUAACAGUUCUGCUGCCGAAUGUUUCCCUUUUAAUGAAAGCCAAAGAAUCAGACCGCUUUUCCUACCUGCCCUUUAAUGCGUCCAUGUCUUCUAAGGACCUACAUGCUUUCUUUGAGGAACUUCUACAAUUCUCGAUCUAUGAGAUGGAUGAGUUAAACCCACUGCAGAUUUUUAUGAAAUUCUAUACAUUUGUCUCCAAACAUCUGGAUACGUGCCUUAUAUACUGCGAUGGCAUCCUAAAAUCUCCACAGUUGAUGGACAAAUUGCGGCAAGGAAAAUUUGAUGUUCUUCUGUCAGACCCGAUGUGCCCGUGCAGCGAUAUAGUGGCUGAACAGCUGAACAUUCCCUUGGUGUACACGUUACGGUUCUCCAUCGCUCACACUCUAGAGCGGAUGUGUGGUCAGUUACCGGCUCCACCAUCAUUUGUUCCUGGAGCCAUGAGUAAACUCACAGACAAGAUGAGCUUUACAGAGCGAAUCUUCAACAUGCUCUUCUACCUUUCUCAAGAUGCCUUGGCCAUUACUCUGUGGAAAAAAUAUGACAACUACUACACUGAUUAUUUAGGACGACCAACUUCCUUUUGUGAGAUGAUGGGUAAAGCUGAUAUCUGGCUAAUCCGGUCCUACUGGGAUUUUGAGUUUCCUCGGCCAUUCUUGCCCAACUUCAAAUUCGUUGGAGGGCUUCACUGCACCCCUGCCAAGCCUUUAUCCAAGGACAUGGAGGAGUUUGUGCAGAGUUCUGGGGAUGAUGGGAUAGUUGUGUUCACUUUGGGAUCCAUGGUAAAGAACAUGACCAAAGAGAGGAGCAAUAUGAUCGCCUCUGCAUUCGCACAAAUACCUCAGAAGGUCUUAUGGAGAUACUCUGGAGAGAAGCCAGAUACUCUUGGUGGAAACACCAGAAUCUAUGACUGGAUCCCUCAGAAUGAUUUAUUGGGUCACCCCAAAACCAGAGCGUUCAUCACUCAUGGGGGCACUAAUGGCAUAUUUGAGGCCAUAUAUCAUGGUGUUCCAAUGGUCGGGAUUCCCUUGUUUGGUGAUCAGCCUGAUAACUUGGCCCAUAUGAAGGUCAAGGGGGCUGCUGUUGUCAUGGAUGGCAUUAAAAACAUGCAGACUCAAGACCUGGUGGACGGACUCAACGCUGUCAUUAACGACCCCUCGUAUAAAGAGAAUGCCAUGCGUUUGUCCAGGAUUCAUCAUGACAGACCAAUGAAGCCUUUAGAUGAGGCAGUGUUCUGGAUAGAGUUUGUCAUGCGUAAUAAAGGUGCUAAACACCUGCGUGUGGAGGCCCACAACCUUACCUGGUACCAGUACCACUGUCUGGAUGUGUUCGCUUUUCUCAUCACUAUAGUGACUGUAGUCCUCUACAUCUCCUUUAAGAUGUGCAAAUUCUUCAUAAUGCGUUGCUGUUUCCGAUCAAAGCGUAAAAGCAAAAAAGAGUGAUGCAGGUAAAGGCCUUUGUUUUUAGAAUUCUUCACACUGAACUUUCUGUCUGAUAAAUAUUUGAACUUGUCAUUUCAAAUGUAUUAAAAUACAAAAACAAACACAAUUUUGCCUUUCUCUUUUUAUUUUUUUUUUUCAAAUUAAAAAAAUA